CACCAACAUGGCUGCUGGGUGAGAUUCUGCCCCCAUCUGGACCUGCCAGGCACGUUGCGGCGAGCCUGGGAGAGACGAAGGAUCGCCCCCCCCCCCGCUGCAGUGUCAGUUUUCUCUGAACAACUUGCCAAGGCUGCCUUCCCUUUCAUGCUAUUAUGGCCAAUGAAGAAGAUGACCCAAUUAUACAGGAGAUUGACGUGCACCUGGCCAAGAGUUUGUCAGAGAAGCUCUAUCUCUUCCAGUACCCCAUUCGUCCUGCUUCGAUGACGUACGAUGAUGUGACUCAUCUGUCAGCGAAGAUCAAACCCAAACAGCAAAAGGUGGAACUUGAACUGGCCAUUGAUACCUUGAAUCCCAAUUACUGUCGGAGCAAAGGGGAGCAGAUUGCACUCAAUGUUGAUGGGACCUGUGCGGACGAAACAAGCACGUAUUCCUCGAAGCUGAUGGAUAAACAGACGUUUUGCUCCUCACAAACCACAAGUAACGUUUCGCGGUAUGCUGCUGCUAUCUUCCGAAAAGGUGAGAUCCACCUUACCCCACUACAUGGAAUCUUGCAGUUGAGGCCAAGUUUUUCCUAUUUAGACAAAGCCGACGCCAAACAUAGGGAACGUGAAGCUGCUAAUGAGGCUGGUGAUUCUUCCCAAGAUGAAACGGAAGAAGAUGUCAAGCAAAUCACUGUGAGGUUUUCCCGCCCCGAAUCGGAGCAAGCCCGGCAGCGUCGGGUUCAGUCUUAUGAGUUCUUGCAGAAGCGGCAGGCGGAAGAACACUGGGUUCACCUGCAUUACUACGGUUUACGGGACAGCCGUUCCGAACAUGAGCGCCAGUAUUUAUUCAGCCAGGGUCAUGGCAUGGCUGGGAAUACCGAAUUAAUUAAAUCUCCAAGUGAAUAUUUGAUGAUGCUGGUGCCUCCGAGUGUCGAAGAAGAGAAAGAGAGACCAGUGGCUCCAAGCAAUGUACUUUCCAUGGCUCAGCUGCGAACCCUGGCCCUCGCUGACCAAAUUAAGAUCUUGAUGAAGAACGUGAAGGUCAUACCAUUUGCAAACCUCAUGAGCUUGUUGACUUCCGGGACGGAUCCAACUGCAGUCUUACGCUGUAUACAGCAGGUGGCAAUGUUGGUACAGGGAAACUGGGUUGUGAAGAGCGAUGUCGUCUACCCAAAAGAUACCUCCAGCCCGCACAGUGGUGUUCCAGCAGAAGUUCUCUGCAGAGGAAGGGAUUUUGUCAUGUGGAAGUAUACUCAGGAUCGUUGGGUGGUGCGGAAAGAAGUGGCUGCCAUCACAAAACUUGGCCCGGAAGAUGUGAAAGAUUUCUUGGAGCACAUGUCUGUCCUCCGAAUAAAUAAAGGCUGGGAAUUCAUGCUCCCCUAUGAUGAGGAUUUCGUCAAGAAGCAUCCCGACGUGGUCCAGAGGCAGCAGAUGCUCUGGAUGGGCAUUCAGGCCAAGUUAGAGAAAGUAUUCAACUUGCCAAGAGAUCACAUGGUACCAAAGAAACAAGCAACGCAUACUGCUGCCCCCUUAAUGGUUUCUGGGGAGCAAAGGGUCAACUUGGCGAAGGCAAAAGUCAAACAGAGCUACAGCCAGUUGGAGCAAGACUUGCAGAAGCGGAAGGCAGAGACCCAGGCCAACGAGGCCGUGUUCCCAGCGGGUGUUCCCGGUAUCCGGAUCAAGGAGGAGCCAGUGAGCGACGAGGAGGCCAUGGACACAUCCAUCUGUGACGGCCUCAACAAUGGGCUGUCCAACGGCAUCCAUUCGGAGGAGAACUCAGUGGACUCCUUGAAUGGCCACUUGGGGGGCCAGGAAAGAAUCAUAGAAGAACUUAGGGCCUUUGUGAUGGCAACAUUUAAGAAACAGUUUGUUCUUACCCUACGGGAGCUCAAACGGUUAUUUAAUCUGCAUGUGGCCAGCCUGCCUCCUGGGAAUCUCUUGUUCAGCGGCAUUUCAGACAAAAUGUUGCAGGACGUGGUGUUGGACGUGGGCUGCAAACAAAUAACGGUGCCUUUUCCCCCCCAGACUCCCGCGUUACCAGAUGAACAGAAGGUCUUUGCACUUUGGGAAGCGGGUGAUAUGCAUGAUCAGCAUCGGCAGAUCUUGCUUGAAGUUUUCUCCAAAAACUACCGCGUACGUAGGAACAUCAUCCAGAGUCGGCUGGCCCGGGAAUUUGGCGAGGAUAUAGAUAAGCAGGAAGUGGAUAAAGUGUUGAAGGACUGCUGUGUAAGCCAGGGAGGAAUGUGGUAUCUUAAAGGAACAGUGCAACAACAACCAUCGUGACAGUAGGUCAGUUCGACCACUGAAGAAGAAAUAGACUGAAAAGCGAGUUGAAGCCCAUCCCCUUCGAGUCUUGAGGGAAGAGCCUAAUGUACACAUGGCCUCGUGGAUGUUAGGAUGAAAUUCUGGAAAGCACCACGUGUCUCCCUUAGGCAUGGCAUGAAGAACAGGAAGAACUCAAUUGGGCUUUCAUGCACCACUAGAUUGAUUUGGGACACUGAAUAUAUUUUGCUUCUCCCUUUCGUUUGAUAACAAAAACAUUCUACCCCAAAUGAGACAGAAGAUCGUGGUCUAAUGUUUAUUUUGUAACUAAUGCCAAUAAAUUGCAAGUUUACAUUU
This is a messenger RNA of Eublepharis macularius, 2603 nucleotides long. RefSeq names its product RNA polymerase III subunit E (gene POLR3E). Bases 156 to 2267 code for a protein of 703 amino acids. NCBI's taxonomy places the organism in Eukaryota, Metazoa, Chordata, Lepidosauria, Squamata, Eublepharidae. Gene Ontology annotation, biological process: DNA-templated transcription. The transcript has 21 exons. The record is from RefSeq and is a predicted model, not a curated record. Gene Ontology annotation, cellular component: nucleus; RNA polymerase III complex.